This is a messenger RNA of Talaromyces amestolkiae, 1713 nucleotides long. RefSeq lists its product as uncharacterized. Bases 1 to 1713 code for a protein of 570 amino acids. The record is from RefSeq and is a predicted model, not a curated record. NCBI's taxonomy places the organism in Eukaryota, Fungi, Ascomycota, Eurotiomycetes, Eurotiales, Trichocomaceae. The transcript has 4 exons. Gene Ontology annotation, molecular function: catalytic activity.
AUGGGUUCAGUCAACGUGCCCUAUUCUCCUACCAAUGAAGCUCAACGAAUUCUAGGCUUCUUGUGCAAACAAUCGCAAGCCUUGAAUUUGCCUGAUGCGGUAGUCGAGAAUCAGGAUGCAGUCUCUUUCAAUUCCACUACCAACUCUAUCUAUUUCCCCAUUCCGUUCAAGGAGACUGAGACUCUGGCCGCGUUGAAGGCUGUGGAAGGGCUAGUAGCGGGAGAGAUUGCGAAUCUUCGAUAUGGAGCGCCAUCUCAGAGAAAGAGGUGUGUAGAGAUUAGCUUAGAGGCAGCCACAUAUUUUGCAUGCCAGGCUUAUAUGGCCAAGGUUGGGGGUUUGGGGAAGCUGGAUCCUGGUGUGAAGACGAAACUUAAAGAUACCGAUCUCCUAGCUGCUCAAUCAAAUGGGUACAGAAGAAUGUCUGCCAAUCUGUACAAGACUAAGGAUGAGCGAUUCUUCCACAUUCAUGGCUCCCUAGAAGCUACUACGACCCUCAAUAUGAUCGGUCUGGAAGGCCAUAGGCCAGAAUUGACUGAUUAUGAGGAGAUUAUCAAGACUAUUGAAGAAAAAGUGCAGAAAUUUACCGCAGCAGAACUGGAAACCAUGAAUGCGGAACGGAGACAGGCUGGUGUUACGGCGUAUAAAUAUGAGGAUUUCGUCAAAACACCUCAUGGUCAAAUUAACGUAAAAGAGUCGCCAUGGAGUGUCAACCCCCUCAAAGGCACCAUACCCCCAACCAAAUUUCCCCCUGCCCCAGCAGGAAAUUACAAAAUACUCAGAGGCAUCAAAGUCCUCGAACUCUGCCGCAUCAUCGCCGGACCAACCAUCACCCGUAUCCUGGCCGAAUACGGCGCAGAUGUCCUCAAAAUCACCAGCCCGAAUCUGAGUGACGUGCCGUUUUUCCAGGUUGAUGGAAACAUGGGCAAGCAUGCGGCUGAUUUGGAUCUGAAGACCCCCGAGGGAAAAGCGGAGUUUGAGAAGUUAGUAGCUGGCGUUGAUGUAUUUGUGGAUGGAUAUCGACCUGGUGCUCUUGAAAAGCUCGGGUAUGGUCCGGAGAAAUUGGCUGAGUUGGCUGAGAAACGAGGAAAAGGGAUUGUCUACGUCAAUGAGAAUUGUUUUGGGUAUAAAGGGGAGUGGGCAGGUAGACCGGGAUGGCAGCAGAUUGCAGAUUGUGUAACCGGCGUGGCAUGGGCACAAGGGCAAUUUAUGGGCCUCAACACGCCCGUCGUCCCUCCCUUCCCGAUCUCAGACUACGGAACAGGCUGCAUGGGUGCCAUCGCAGCAUUGACAGGUCUAUACCACCGUGCAACAAAAGGAGGUUCUUACCACUGCACAUCCUCACUUAUGCAAUACGAUCUUUUGCUGUUUGCAAUCGGACAGUAUUCCGCAGAGACGCAGGACCAGCUACGAAAGGAACAAUUACCCGAAUUCUUUGCCUUAAGACACCACGACAGCGUCGAUAGGAUAUCAGCCACGACGUUGCAGAUGCUUCGAAAGCGAUUUCCGGACUUGUUCGUUGCUGAUUCUUCGAAAUCGUCGCCGUAUACGGAGAAAUGGUUCGCGGAAAAGUAUGGUGAGGAAAUUGAAGUUGUCAAGCCGGUGGCGAAGAUUGAGGGUGUAGAGAAUGGGUUUGUUCGUGCUAGUCGGCCGAAUGGGAGUGAUAAACCGCUUUGGGAGGAUUUUGAGGUUGACGAGAAGGACUACCGGAUUUAG